AUGUCCUCCAAAAGCAUCUCCUCAGCGAUCAACAGAGUCGGACAAGUCACGCAACAACUUUCUUCCCAAGCACCCGUCAAGCAGCAGAUGAGAAUGGCUUCCACCGCCAACACAGUACACAAGCUCAACACGGGCGCCACCAUGCCGGCCGUGGGCUUCGGCACAUGGCAAGACAAAGACGCCCAAGCCUCCGCCGUCGAGACCGCCCUGCGCGCCGGCUACCGCCACAUCGACACCGCGCGCAUCUACGGCACCGAGCCCAUGGUCGCCGACGGCAUCGCCAAAUCCGGCGUCCCGCGCAGCCAGAUCUUCAUCACGACCAAGCUGUGGAACAACUCGCAUGACCCCAAGUCCGUGGAGCCGGCGCUGGAUGCGUCGCUGAAGGAUCUCGGGAUGGAGUAUGUGGAUUUGUAUCUGAUGCAUUGGCCGUCGCCAUUCAAGGAUGGGGAGAGCAUGUUCCCGAAGGGAGAGGAUGGGAAGGCGAUUCCUGGGGAUGCGGAUUAUGUGGAGACGUAUAAGGCGAUGGAGGAGUGUCAGAGGAAGGGGAAGGCGAAGGCGAUUGGGGUGAGCAACUUUUCGCAGUCGGAGAUGGAGAGGUUGGUGAAGGAGGCGAGUAUUGUGCCGGCGGCGCAUCAGUAUGAAUGCCAUCCAUGGCUGCAGCAGAAGAAGUUUGCGGACUGGCAUAAGGAGAAGGGCAUUCAUAUCAUGCAGUACUCGCCUUUCGGCAACCAGAACCCGAUCUACUCGAAGGGCGAGGAUCUGGGCAAGCUGAUUGAUGACCCGACACUGGCUGAGAUUGGGAAGAAGUACAACAAGAGCGGUGCUCAGGUCGCAUUGGCUUGGGGUAUCGCACAUGGACGCAACGUGCUGCCCAAGAGCAAGACAGAGAACCGCAUCGUUCAGAACCUCGAGGGCGACUUCAAGCUUGAUCCUGAAGACGUGAAGAAGAUCGACAGCAUCGACAAGAAGUUCCGCUUCAACGACCCGAGUGCCAACUUCAAGUGGAACUUCUACGCCGACUUGGACGGGAAGACGAACUGA
Molecule: messenger RNA, 1041 nt
Organism: Saxophila tyrrhenica
Lineage: Eukaryota; Fungi; Ascomycota; Dothideomycetes; Mycosphaerellales; Extremaceae
Exons: 4
Coding region: 1-1041 (346 amino acids)
Cellular component (GO): cytosol
Molecular function (GO): aldose reductase (NADPH) activity
Source: RefSeq, a predicted model, not a curated record